AAUGAAUACUUGUAUGAAGGUGUUGAUGCAAGAGUUAUAGAAUAUGAAGACAACAGGCCCCUCUUAGAUAUGUUCCUGCAGAAACCGAUGGGUUUAUUGUCGCUGCUGGAUGAAGAAAGUCGAUUCCCACAAGCAACAGAUCAGACACUUGUAGAAAAAUUCGAAGAUAAUUUGAAGUCAAAAUAUUUUUGGAGACCCAAAAGAGUAGAUCUGACCUUUGGGAUUUAUCAUUAUGCAGGAAAGGUUCUAUAUAACGCAAGCGGAUUUCUAGCCAAAAAUAGAGAUACUCUGCCAGCUGAUAUUGUGCUGCUACUGCGAUCAUCUGAAAAUAAUCUGACGCGACAGUUGGUAACCCAUCCUCUUACAAAAACAGGUAACCUGGCACACACUAAAAGCAAAACUACAAUCAGUUACCAAAUGUGGACCCCCCAGAAAUCAAUCAGUCAUACAAAGAAUGAACCAGGAGAUACCGGACAUCAUCCAAGAGAAACAACCAGCAUGAAAACACAGACAGUCGCUUCUUAUUUUAGAUAUUCUCUGAUGGAUUUGUUAUCCAAAAUGGUCGUCGGCCAGCCUCAUUUUGUCAGGUGCAUCAAACCAAACAAUGACCGUCAGGCAAACAAGUUUGAUAAAGAAAAAGUAUUGGUUCAGCUGCGUUACACAGGAAUUCUGGAGACGGCAAGAAUUCGAAGACAGGGAUAUUCACACCGUAUACUGUUCGCUAACUUCAUAAAACGGUAUUACCUCAUCUGUUACAAAACAAAUGAUGAUCCUCCAGUCAGCCCGGAAACCUGUGCUGCCAUCUUGGAAAAAGCUCGCCUUGACAACUGGGUUCUUGGAAAAACUAAAGUAUUCCUUAAAUACUACCACGUGGAGCAGCUAAAUUUAAUGCGGAAGGAGACAGUCGACAUGAUUAUUUUGAUUCAAGCUUGUGUCAGAGGGUGGCUGGGUUCAAGGAGAUACAAAAAGAUAAAGGAACAAAGGGAACAAAGUGCUAUUAAAAUACAGUCAGUUGCCAGAGGAUACUUACUCAGGAAGAAGAGAAAAGAACUAACUGAGACGAGAAACAAAGCAGCAAUAACAAUUCAGUCUCACUACAGGGGAUAUAAGGAGAGGGAGAUCUUCAAAAAGCGGAGGGAAUCAGUUAGAAAGGAACAAACUGAAAAUACAUCAUCUGUUAGCGAAAAGGAAAAGGAUGAAGAAUUUCACGAUAAUGAGGAAAGUCCAGCUGGAGUGAAGAGUGCCCUUCCUCAAACAGAAGAAGAAGCAGUUGUCCUUAUUCAGAGCUAUUACAGAGGCUACAGAGUCCGUAAAAAAAUAAAGGAAGAGCGCAAAAAAAUAGCAGAGGAAGAAUUAUCUGCUGUGGAAUUCCUUGAAGCACAACUACAGCCAGCUCAAAAUAAUACAGUAGAAGAAGCAGCAAAUGAGGACACUCAAGAUGAAGCUGAUGCUGUUACUGACAGUGAGUGCUCUGGCUACAGUGAUGUAGGGAAUGUGCAGGAGCAACAGAAGACAUAUACUGAAGGAGAGGGGGCUUCUAGGAAGCAAAACCCUGGAACAGAACAUGUUGGUGAAAGUGAAGAACAGGCCUCUUCAGAAGAGUUGUCCAGGAAAUCUUCUGUCAAAAUCACAGCUGAACCUAGUCCCCAGAAAGAACAAGAUAAACAAGACACACUCAGUGCAGAUGGGCAAAAUCAAGAAUCUGCUGUGGUCCAGCCCAGGACUGACAGGGGUGGGGAAAGAAACCACCUGAAACACGAAGCAGUGAUGCCUACAGGAUGUAAAGGAAUUAUAAGGAAAGAAUCACUAAGAGGCUCACGAAAGCAAGUUGAAACAGAAAAACAAGGUUCAGAGGACAAAGAGAAGGCAGCAGUGGUUAUUCAGAGCAGUUAUCGGGGUUACAGAAGGAGGGGACAACUCAGAAAAGAAGGGAAACUACCUUGCAAAACUCAAGAGAAAACUAUAAAGGAGACAACGGAAACAGUGCAUGUUCAGAAUAAUGAUCCCCAAACAACAAAAAAUAGGGGAAGUUCCAGUACAGGUGUUGAAGACUCUAAAACGCUGAAAGGAGACUCAGAGAAAGAGGCUUGUGAUUUGGCAGCCUUUUCACGGCAGAUAUCAAAAUUAUCCGAAGACUACUUAGCAUUGCAGCAAAAAUUGAAUGAAAUGAUACUGUCACAUCAGCUGAGGCCUGUGAUGCUGUCCAAAGAUAAGCAAGCUAAUGGUCGACUUUCUUCCCACAUUUGUCAGUCAGUUGCAGCCAAAGUAGAAGACUCUCGCCCCAUGCAGAGACCUCCAAGGAGGCCACGGAAGCCCAAGACAUUAAAUAAUCCAGAAGACUCCACCUACUACACUCUAAUACAUAAAUCAAUCCAAGAUGAAAAACGGAAACCGAGAAAAGAAAGUCUGAGCAAAGUGCUAGAUUUAGAUAUCUACUACCAAGAAAUUUCUUCUACUGAUUCCACAUCAAAGGACAGCAGUUCUACUACAAGAAAAAAGAGACAUCCAGCUGAGCGCAGGACUUCAAUUCUAAGAGCUACCGAGCGGUCGAGGGUUGCAGAAAGCCCCCUGGAAGAGAGUAAAACCGAAGAUAAUCCCUAUGACUACAGACGGCUGCUGCGGAAGACCUCACAGCGCCGGCGCCUUAUCCAGCAGUUCUAG
This is a messenger RNA of Apaloderma vittatum (bar-tailed trogon), 2661 nucleotides long. RefSeq names its product myosin-IIIa-like. Gene Ontology annotation, molecular function: ATP binding; cytoskeletal motor activity; protein binding. The annotation marks the transcript as partial. Gene Ontology annotation, cellular component: myosin complex. The transcript has 15 exons. The record is from RefSeq and is a predicted model, not a curated record. Lineage: Eukaryota; Metazoa; Chordata; Aves; Trogoniformes; Trogonidae.